Molecule: messenger RNA, 1437 nt
Organism: Spirometra erinaceieuropaei
Lineage: Eukaryota; Metazoa; Platyhelminthes; Cestoda; Diphyllobothriidea; Diphyllobothriidae
Source: the annotation of a GenBank genome assembly
AUGGAUGCCUUCUUUGGAACAUGGAAAAUGAAAGACAGCGAUGACGUGAGUGCCAUAGCUGAAAGCCUGGGGGCCAAAAUAUCUAAAGAGCAAUUGGCCCAAAUGUCGAAGUCGUCCAUGACCUUCUCACGUGCCGACGACGGUUACUGCAUGCAUAUAGAUGUCGGUACAAAAACCCACGAUACGAAAUUCAAGCUGGGCGAGGAGUUUGAGCACACUACAUUGGAUGGACGGCACGUUAAGGCAAGAUCCUCCCCUCUGUUACUUCCUUUUCAAUGCUUGUGUUACUGAAAUAUCUCUAAGUUAAGUCAGUGCUGUUUAACCCAAAAGAGCUCAAAGCCAGCUGCGGCUACUUAUUUUAAUCAGAGGAGACAGCAAUGCAAUUCUCACUGUCCCCAGUUACGUGAUUCCGUUUUGAAAAUUCAAAGAUGGUUGACAACAAACGGGCAAAUUGUUUGAUACUGACUGUAAUGCUCAUUUUCCGGAACACAUUAAAUGAAAUGCUGUGCAUAACUAUAUGUAUACGUAGUAUGUCUGCUUUCGAAAAGUUAGGAAAUUCAAAUCGUGGUUUCAGUGACUGCUCCAUCAUUCUCGCUUGUUUCGUUAAAUUCCGGGCAAAUGACUGCGAUGAUGGAUGACAGAAAAUAUAGACAGAGAGUAGUUUUAAAAACAAAGCACUUAUGCUCAUAUACUUUUCAGAUGCUCAUAAAACUGGAAGGCAAAAAGUUGACAAUUGAUCAGAAAGGAGACAAAGACAUGCUCAUCGAGAACGUUGUGGAUGGUAAUAAUUUAACCAUGGUAAGUAUCAGUCUGUCCGUACGCCCCUUCUUUAAUGUAGCAGAUGAUAGGGGCUUUCGCAUGUAACGAGCGUGAAGAGCAAGAAUGCGUGAAUUCCCCCUACCAUAAGCGGCUGGCCAGAUUUCACGAACGGCACGCUACCAGAACAAAACCCUGACAAACAACUGCAAGAGACAAUGAAACCUGCCUGAUUCAUAAAUUAUUGUGUCUUAAAAAGUUGCUGGCUGCCGUAGUGGACAGCAUAUAUGUCGUUGAUGGGAUUUCACUUAUUUCGUGGGGCCUUCGAAGAACACUGGUGGAGGACUCGAAGGUUCAAAAAUCAGAAGGCAAAAAUGACAGUUAUAUGGACGUAUUUUACUGAGAUGAUGGAAAUGCACAAUGAAGAAGCUUGCGACUGCCUCAGGUACAAAUCGGGGGAUUAUGGUGUGUGCGGCUGCGAAAUAAGAUCCUACCGCUGAGGAAAGAGCGAGGGGGAUUGAGUGAAACUGGGAUUUUCAUUUGGUCAGAGUGUUUUCAGUCAUUUCCCUUGCCGAAAUUUCGCCCAGCAGCGAACUCAUUCUCAAAUCUCCGUUUUUUUCCAUUUUGCAGACAAUGAAAGUGGGUGACGUCUCUUGUGUUCGACACUACAUCAAGGCUUGA